Molecule: messenger RNA, 2997 nt
Organism: Mobula hypostoma (lesser devil ray)
Lineage: Eukaryota; Metazoa; Chordata; Chondrichthyes; Myliobatiformes; Myliobatidae
Product: torsin-1A-like
Exons: 5
Coding region: 87-1091 (334 amino acids)
Biological process (GO): protein localization to nucleus; nuclear membrane organization
Cellular component (GO): endoplasmic reticulum lumen; nuclear envelope; endoplasmic reticulum
Molecular function (GO): kinesin binding; ATP hydrolysis activity; ATP binding
Source: RefSeq, a predicted model, not a curated record
UGGCGGGACUCGGUGGUUUCUGUGCUGGGAAGGUGUUUGGUGCUUUGUCGCCCGUCCGGGGACGCCAGGAACUGAAAUACUUGAAGAUGAUGCCCCGGACUAUACUCCUCUUACUCUUGUUCACUCCCGUGUCAACAGCCAUGGAGCCUAUCAGUAUGGGCAUUGCAGUCGGCGUGGCCACCGCUCUGACCGGCCUCUUCACUGGCAAUUUCCUCAACCUCUAUUGCAUGUUCCAGGAAUGUUGUGAGGAUCAGUGGAUAGGAUUCAAUUCAACAGGGUUGCAGGUGGACUUGGAUAAUAAAAUAUUUGGACAACAUAUUGCCAAGCAAGUUAUUCUGAAGACUGUCAGUGGUUUCUUAUCAAAUCCAAACCCUAAAAAGCCUCUAACUUUGUCUCUACAUGGCUGGACUGGGACAGGCAAAAACUUAAUCAGUAAAAUAAUAGCCGAAAGCAUUUUCAAAAAUGGAUUGAAGAGUGACUAUGUUCAUCAGUUUGUCUCCACUUUGCACUUCCCGCAUCCUGAGUACCUCAGCAGCUAUAAGGAGCAGCUGCAGAAAUGGAUCCGUGGUAAUGUUAGCUUGUGUGGCAGGUCCAUGUUCAUUUUUGAUGAAAUGGACAAAAUGCAAGCAGGCCUUAUUGAUGCUAUUAAGCCUUAUUUGGACUACUAUGAAAACAUUGAUGGAGUAGUGUACCGGAACGCCAUUUUCAUUUUUCUGAGCAAUGCAGGUGGAGAGAGCAUAAAUAAGAUUGCACUGGAAUUUUGGCGCAAAGGAAGCAAAAGGGAGGACAUUCAAGUGAAGGAUAUUGAGAGUAAAUUGUCUGUUGGAGUCUUCAAUAACAAAAAGAGUGGUUUCUGGCACACCAGUCUCAUUGAUAAAAACUUGAUUGACUACUUUGUCCCCUUCCUUCCUCUGGAAUAUAAACAUGUCAAGAUGUGUGUCAGGGAAGAACUGAAGUCCAGAGGUUCCAAGGAGGAUGAAAACAUCAUUAGCAGUGUAGCUGAUGAAAUGACAUACUUUCCAGAAGAUGAAUUGAUCUAUUCACACAAAGGCUGCAAAACUGUGGCUUCUAAGGUGGACUUUUACUUGUAAAAUGUGUGUAUAUGUGUGUGUUUUUUUUAAUUGAAUCUAUUUAGCUUUUUUGACUCUGGACACUUUUUAAAAAAAGAAUAAAAUUGAAAAGGGCAUCGUUUGCUGCACUCGAUGAAUUUGAAAAUCUGUGUGCCUGGGGAUAUGUAUUUUUCAAUGUUUCAUCUUUUGUUCAUGUGGUAAUUUUAAACUGCUGUUUACUAAUCAAGAAUGUAAAACAUUUGUUUACAUCUGAAUAAUGGUGAAGUAAUUGUUAAAAUGAUGGCAAAGCAUUGGUGAUUAGGCCACUGUAGAAUUUUUUGAAAAAAUAGUAUUUUGUUGAAAUUUCAAAUCUUGAGUAAAUACCCUUAAUGUAAAUACCUUGCUAUGAAAUUAAUGAUGUCUUCUGUUCAAAUUUAAUUCCUAUCUUUUCACUUAAAGGACAGCUCAGCAGAUUAUAUAUUUUUUUCAAUGCACAAAGUACUGAGUUUCUCCUCAAUAGCAAACAUUGUUAACUACAUGGAAAACUUUAUCCAAUUUUGGGACCUUUUGAUUACUGAAUGGCGUUUUUUCAGGUUUGCCUUCACAUUGAGGUAUGCUCUUGUGUCAACGUUUUUACAGGUUAAAUCAUACAAAUUGUAUAAAUUUCCUUUUUGUUAAACUAAGGCAAGUUAGUGAUGCACAAAAUCAGCUAAUCAUGUGCCUGUUUUAGCAAUUACUUUUGCGAGACAAAAUACAGAUAUCAGAAUAAUCUUGUUACCAUAUUGUGUCUAGUUGUGUGACUAGCUCAUUAUAGAGAGAGAAAUUACUUAGUAAUGGAGGAGUGUAAUUUUUUUAAACAAAUGUUUCCACUUUAAGCAAGUUUUGUUUUAAAGGAAUUAAAUUUCAACAUGUCCGUCUCUCUCUUCUCUCCCCCCCCCCAUUGUUUUUAAUAGGAUAUUUUUGUGAAUUGCAAUUCUAAGGAAAUUUGUAUCAAAAAUGACUGUGUAGUGGUGACACUUUAUAAAUUUUAAUUCAAUAGAUUGGGCUUCAUUCCAUCAACCCAUGGGAAGGUGUAUUUGUUUUUCAUUAAUGUUUUCCUUUGUCAUAGUUUAUCACACCGUUGAGUCAAAAGGUGGGUUCAAAUUUCAAAUCGAAAAGAAAGGAUUUAAGAUCAGAGUUGUUGGUUUUGUAAUAAAUCUAAUGAAUAUUUUUUCCUGUUUAAACACUUUAAUGCAGAAGUUAAUUUUAAUAAUAAUUGUAGUUUGGAACCUAGAAGGAUACUGGAACUUGGGAGUCAAAUUUGAGGUACAUUAGUACAAGAAUGCAAUAAACUCUGGAAUUAAAUUUUUUUAAAUGUCUUAUGGUUGAAACACAAAAUUGCUGAAUAUAUUUCUGUUCUUUGCAAUAACCUAUUAAAAUCAGGCAUGUUAAUUAUCAGGGAAAACAUUUGAUACAAAACAGCAUUUUUAUACAUAAAACAUUUUAUAGCUUUCUAAUAUAUUUGAUAACUAAAUAUAUUUGUGGCAAAUCCAAAUAAAAUGAUUCAGCCUGAACAUAAAAACAGAUGCAUGUUCAGCUCUGAAAAGACCCCAUCUUAAACCCUACAAGCUGCAAUGGAAGUUAAGAUGUAUCUCAGAAUUCAUCUCAUGUUUAAAUGCAAUAAAAUUAUGAGGGAAAUGUUGCACCCAGACCACUGUCAGGAUUAUGUGCAAAAAGAGUGCGCGCUCUGCUUAUGUUUGUCCUCCUUUCUGCUUCAUCUCAAGUACUCAAACUGCCUUCACAAAUGCAUGAACUUUUGUGCUUCAGGUAGUCUUGCAUCUCUUUCACUGUUGCAAUGGUACCCUUGAGGUCAGUCUGCUAUCUGAGCUCUCCUUGAAAUGCACAAAUGCAUUUGGACUACAUCCUCGCCUAAUGUUUAUUAGGACUAACUAAAAGAAGAGAUAGUAAG